Molecule: messenger RNA, 1527 nt
Organism: Paramecium pentaurelia
Lineage: Eukaryota; Ciliophora; Oligohymenophorea; Peniculida; Parameciidae
Source: the annotation of a GenBank genome assembly
AUGAUAGCAGCUCCUAAGAUAUUUGAAAAUCAUUUGGCAGAAAAGAAUGAAUCCCCUGACUUUUUUAUCUAAUAGUUUUAUGUUGAGUGUCUCUCUACUUUUUCAUAUUACAUUGAAUCCAAAGGGGAAGUCGCAGUAAUUGAUCCUUUGAGAGAUAUUCAUUAAUAUAUGUAAGAUUCUUAGUGUUAUAAUUAGUGAAUUAUCAAAAAGUAGAAAUGCUUAAGUCAAAUGGAUAUUUGAAACUCAUUUUCAUGCAGAUUUUGUUAGUGGACAUAGAGAAUUAGCAAAUUUGACUGGAGCAACUAUUGUUUAUGGACCAACAGCUGUAGCAAGUUACCCAAUUAAAGAAGCUAAAGAUGGAGAAUUGAUUCCAUUAGGAAAUGUAUAAAUUAGAGUGGAUCAUACACCAGGACAUACAAUGGAAUCAAGUUGUUUUGUCUUAGUGCAUAAUGGAAAGGAUCAUUCUGUCUAUACUGGAGAUACACUAUUUUUGGGUGAAGUUGGAAGGCCAGAUUUAGCUGUAAAAGUGGGAGAAUUGACAGUUGAAAUGUUGGCUUCAUAUCUUUAUGAUUCAUUAAGAAAUAAAGUAAUGACUUUGAGUGAUGAUGUCAUUGUUUAUCCAGGUCAUGGAGCAGGUUCAUCUUGUGGAAAAUCAAUUGGAGCAGGUAAGUGUUGUACAAUAGGAAUGUAAAAGAAGAACAAUUAUGCUCUUUAAGAUAUUACAAAGGAAGAAUUUAUCAAUUAAGUUCUUAAGGGUAUGCCAAAGCCACCUUAAUAUUUCUUUCAUGAUGCAAAAUUAGUAAUUUUAGAUAAUUAUAAAUAUAGAAUAAAAAUGGUGCUAAUGAUUUUUCUGCUAUUUUAAAUGAAGUUCAGAAAGCCUUAACAUUUGAAGAAUUCAUGAAUCAUGUAAAGUAAGGAGCUUUGAUUUUGGAUACUAGACCAAACAUUUAAGAAGGUGUAAUAAAAGGUGCUAUUAAUGUUACAUUUAUGUCUGGUUUGGUAAAUUUUGUAGGAUCUAUUAUAAAACCAGAAACUAGAUUGGUGAUAAUUGGAAAGGAUGGAGAAGCAAAGGAUUCAAUAAUUAGAUUAUUAAGAAUUGGCUAUGAUAACAUAUUUGGAUAUUUGGAAGGAGGAUUUGAAGCAUAUAAAAAUAAUGGUGGAGAAUUAGCAACCUAAGUUUAAUUAGUUGGACUUGAAGAAUUUUGUAAUAUCAAUGAUAAUCCUGGUAAAUAAUUAAUUAUAAUAGAUUUAGAUGAUCAUGUUUUUGUUGAUGUUAGAGGAGUAGUAGAAUUAAGAGAGACUGGAUUUGUUAAAGGGGCUAUUUGGAUUGCUUUACCUGAGAUAGAAGGAAAUAUUGAUAAAAUACCAAAGGAUAAGAAAUUGCAUGUAUAUUGCAAGUCAGGAUGGAGAGCAAAGAUUGCUAUGAGUAUACUAGUGAGAAAUGGAUUUGAAAGGAUUAUGAUUACUUAAGAUGGGGGAUUUGAAGAUAUGUGGGGAAAAAAGUUGAUUGAAAAAGAUAACAUGUGA